GCGACUAGGGGGAGGAGUAGGCAAUGACUGAUUCACCCACUAUGAGCGCUGGGCUUCUAUUUAAUGGGGGGUCUCUCUGCCCAGCACCAGAGCCAUCCCCAGGACCAGCAGGAGUAUGGCAGAGAAUGUGGGGCUGAGCUCUGGGGAAACAGCCAGCAUGGAAAUGUUGCCUGAGGACGGCAGCCACAGGCGCAGGCCCAAGCCCAGAGUCUGGCCCACAGCCAGGACCAGCGUGUGCUGCGCUCUCACCUGCUGCCUGGUGUUGCUCCCCAUCCUGGCAGGACUCACCGCCUACCUGCUUGUUGGCCAGCUCCAGGCCCCAGGAGAGGCCUGUGUGUCCCAGAUUCCAAGAGAACAAGAACUUGGACCUUCGCCACAAAAAGCUUAUGUACCUCCUACAGUUAGAGAAAAGCCAAGGGCACACCUGACAGUUUUGAAACCAACUCCCACCCAAUCCAUGAAAAAUCAGUUUCAAGUUCUUCACUGGGAACAUGAACUUGGCUUGGCCUUCACCAAGAACAGAAUGAACUACACCAAUCGAUUCCUGGUGAUCCCAGAGCCAGGAGACUACUUUGUUUACUCACAGGUCACAUUCCGAGGAACCACAUCCAACUGUAAGAUCGGCCAAAAGAAUCAACUGAACAAGCCAGACUCCAUCAUCGUCAUCAUCACCAAGUUAACAGACAGCUACACGGAGCCCACCCAGCUUUUGAUGGGGACCAAGUCAAUGUGUGAAAUAGGCAGCAGCUGGUUCCAACCCAUCUACCUGGGAGCCAUGUUUUCCUUGCAAGAAGGGGACAAGCUGACAGUGAAUGUCAGUGACAUCUCUCUCGUGGAUUACACAAAAGAAGAUAAAACCUUCUUUGGAGCCUUCUUGCUAUAGGGGCAAAAGAGGACUUUUUUGUGUGAAGCUCCACUGUGUCCAAGUUCUAAUUUUCUACAUUCAUGUGCAAUUAUUUGUUCCUUAUGAAAUUUAGGGCCCCAAAGUUCACAUUUUAUAUGGCUUAUUAAUAAGCCUACAGAAGAGAGCAUUCUUUAUUGCCUUACCUUUAAAAAAAAAAAGGAAGAAUGGUAUCUUUUAUAAACAUUCUCAAAAAAGAAACUGAUUUUCUUGCCAUGCUUUGGCAAAUAAGAAAAACUACAUUUAUUUUUUAUAUACACCACAAGUUCCAUAUGUGCAUCAAAUAUACAAAAGAAAAAUUACAUUUACUGGCACAGUAUUCAUGAGCACCUAUCAUGUCCCGGGUACUACCUUAACCCAGAAGAUACAAUGAGGAACAAAAUGGACUUUACCCAAAGUUUCUAUGAAAACCACUGAUAUCUCCCAGACAAUUAUCACUGAAUGCAGCCCAAGGUAUGACUGCAAGUCCUAAAACAUAUUAUCAUCUAAUGUUGCUGAAGAUUUCUAGAGCUCUCCAGAUUAUGUGAUAUACCCAGCUGAUUUGCUCACUAGAGAAACUUGAAGACAGAAUUCUAAUUAACCAGACCAACUAAAUAACAAACUUGUUUGAUGCCAGGAGAUGAGGGACUUACUCCUAGGGGUGGGGGAGGGGAGUAAGUCAAUGACUAAGUAGGAGCAGUUAAUAGAUAUGCUUAGAGACUUGACUCACAACUUUAUGCGCAGAGUGUUAAGUGGAUAUUUUUCUUUUAAAAUAGUCAAAGAUGGAUACUCUUAUUAGCCUAGCUAGCCAAGAUGCCUUCCCUAAAGGUGAGGAUGACAUUGAGAAGGUCCCUUCUAAGUAUCAGUGGGUUUAUAUCCUCUAACAGGAUGGUUCUCCUGCACUAGUAUGUCAAGGGAGUGAGGGAGGGAAGGGAGGAUGGGGGGAGCUUUGCUUUCUAAGUGUCUAUUGAUUUGUUUGUAAAGCUGAAAGCCAUUUACUUACUUGUUUCUCAGGAGAGAAUCAGUUCAUGGGCUGAUUUGUUGACUUUAAGUAUUCUAUGAGGUCUAAGAGGGUCUUUGUGUGAUGUGGGAAGUGACAGCCAGCAUGCUGACCUCUGCCAUAAAUGUUCACUACUGAAGGAAUUCUCACAAAUGGGUUGAAAUAAACUUGAAGCUAAAAUCACUUUUAUACUUGGGAAUAUGACUUGGUGUAGAAGGAAUUGAUCAAUAUUUUUUGAGUUAGGAUGAAUAUAAAAUUUUCAGUUUUCUAGCAGGAAGGGUGGCGCAGGGCUCAGGAGUGUGCAGAGAAGGGUGUGUCACCUCCACCUGAUUCAGAAGAGUCUUCUAAAAGGAAGUGAAGGAUGAGCCCCAGUCAGCCAAGAAGGUAGGUGGCAACAGAUGGCCUUGGGGAUAAGACAUCUCAGGGGAGGAAUUACUCUUUUCAGUAAGCAGAAAGGAAAGGGUUCUCAGUAACUACAAAGCCAGCUUGAUACAAGAAUGUUCCCUCACCUGACUCUUAGAACCGUAUCUAUUGGUAGAUCAGGAAUGCUCUACUGUGGUUCCAUCAUCUGAACUAACAACACAUUAAGAAGACAGUACACUCUGUAUCUGCAUGGGAACACCAAGCAACUUCAGGUGCAGGAGAAGAGUUGUACAGAAGCAGCCAGAGUGACCUAUUCAUCCACUUAAAAGAACCCUACAUCAGAGCCUUCAAACCUGUUACUGUCCCAAAGGGAAUUUGGUGAACUAAGACAUUUAUCCAAGAACUAGGAAUGUCCUAAUAUCCUAAAAAGACCAGAAACUUUGGGAGAAUCCCGACUGCAUGUUUAGUUUGUUCCCGUCAUAAGCUUGUUUACUGAAGAAAAUAUCGAAGCUCAAGCUGGCACUAGUGAACUUGCUAAAUUGCCUAUGGAAUAACUUUUACUCUUCAGAAAGGCCCAGCCAAUCAUUCUAAGUAGGACUCCAAUGAGAACUUCUGUUUCCUAGACAUUAUGUCCAUGGCAAACACUAGUGUAUUUGACUUGAAAAUAAGAUGGAAGAAUACUUUUAAGAACAUAUGAGGGUCCUUUAGAAGGAGUAAAUGGGAUGUAGUCAAGAAUUCAAAAAGGGGGGAAAGGGCAUGUGUUGAAAAAUAAUUUGGGGAGGGGGGGUGCUUUACCAGUUUGUUCUCUCUCGAAAGGCUGAAUUUAAACCAAUUUCACAUUUUUGAGUACCUACUUGCCCUGGAGACACAAAGAUAUUUUAGUCAAAUAUGUUCAUUCCUAAUGCUCAGCAUCUCCCUUAUCUGCAGAUCCUUUCAUUUAUUUUGGUUAUAUUAGCUAAUUAACUAAAUUUUGGCACAAGUGUAUUUUCUCACUAGGAAAAUGGGUGCCACUGGGUAAGGAUGGUCAUUAACAAAAUGAUUUGUGUUUACUCUGAGUGGCUUUUUAAAUAGCUACACAAGGGCAGUUUUCCAUAAAUAAAAGGGAAAAAAAUAAAGACAUCACUUUCUAUGGCAUAAUCCAUUACUUAAAUCACAUUUGGAGAGAGGUUAUUAUCUACAGGGCUCAAGUUUGGUCAUCAACCUUGAAAAUUUGGGGACUUUAUGGAGUACCCAUAAAAGUCUGCAUGCCUCAGCAAAUACAAGAACCAUGAUCAAAAUUCAUGGGAUCUCUAGCAUAUUGACCUAGCGUGGGUUGACUCUGUUGGGUGGAACAGCUUGCUUAAACUAUCAUAACUGCUUGUUUGAAUAAGGUACGGCAGGAAGGGAAAAGGUUCAUUUUCAUGCCCAGAAGGUAUCUGGUUCAGUUCUGUAACAGGGAAUGCCAGGGCCUUUGUUUCAUUUCAUUCUAACCUACGUCACCCCAGAGGAAAUUCCAUCUCUGUGCUUGUCAAUAAUCUCUACGGAUUAUCAAAAUUUAAACAGUUACGCUGUGCAUGAAACAUGUCCACUACCAACAUUCUCUUGCAAGGUAUUUUCCCAAGUCCUUUCCCAAUCAUAUCUCCACGAUUGUGACAUUGGGGAUUAGUUCUUUAGGACAGGACUGUUUAUAGUCUUCAUCUUGCAAAAUGCACGCUAAAGUCUCUUGUGUCCAGAUUGCUUGCCCCACUAGGAUCCAGACUCCUGGAAGUGUUUUGCCAUUAUUUUAAGUGUGUAUCGCUAUUCUGCUUAUUAGCAACUAUUGCAUCAUGUUGGCAGCUGGACUAUUAACUCCUGAAUUCUUUUACUCCUGUGGUGAGAAGAGUGUGCUGAGUCAGAGCAGUCACAUCUGUGCCCUGCUCCCAUCUGAUAACUAUAUUUAAAGCUUCCCAAGAACUGAGAAACAUUUGCUCCACUUGUCUACAUUCCCAUUUUAAGAAUACCAUACUCGUCCAAACACAAGUUACAUGUUCAGGGCCACACAAGGAAUUAAUGGCAGGUCUAUAAAGCUAAGAUACUUUCUUCCUAAAUUCAUCCAAUUGCCUUCUGCCCUUAACAAAUGGUAUCUCUUUCAAUAACUGGUAGAGAAAUUGGCAGAAGACUGAGGAGUAUCAUCAGCUACCUAUACAUGUAAUGCAGAAAAGGAGACAACUUCCACAUCUCCCUAGAAGAAAGAGCUUGAGCUAAUGAAUUGUGUUUACAAAAUCACUUCUGAAUUUCUCACCCAAAAUAAGAGUAUUUCCAGAUAGUGAUUACACAGUCCUUUGUAAAUACUCAAGCAAAGAGUUUAUCUCAAGGGUUUUAUAGAAGUCAUUCCUCCAUUGAAAUGGGAGGAGGGAUUGAACUAGAAAAUGUCUGCAGUCUUUUCCAACUCUAUGACUAUAUGUUACCAUUUUUUAUUGACUUUCACACACUGUUUCCCGCAAGCCUUGUCCAGAGCACAGUGUUGUCCAGUUUACAAGUGGCCGUCAUUUCCCACUUGUUCAGACAGUGUCUGAGAUUUGGGCCAAGAGGAACAACUGUAAGAUUAGGGGCUCUGCAGAGUUUAUCUACUGAAGUUACAUCAUUUUGAGGAGGAAGAAACCAAGACUCCAAAAGAUGACAUAAAUGGCUCAAAGCCAGACAAGUCAGUAGCAGUGUGAAGACUAGAAUUCUGAGCUCCUGAUGCCAAGUCCAGCAACCCUCCCAUCCCGUCCAUGGAUGCUAUUGCUUAGGCAUCCCAGGGUAACCACCUACAUACUGAGAGCCACGCCACAUAGUGAAGCCAGCCCCAGGUGCAACCUUAGGAGGGGACUCGCGACACUGAACUAAAAAAACAGCAGCUAGUCUGAGUGAAAUGAUUUAAUUCAUAAAUUAACUAAAAUAUGUAACUUUCCCCCUUUUGUUUCAGGGAUGUGCAGAAGGAACAAAUGUGUUUAUGGUGUUGUAGUGAUGGGAGUGCCCCCAUGCUUUCAUUGAUUUUAUGUUUUAUGUUAAAACGUCCUAACCCCAAAUUAACAGUGUGCUGCUAUGUGCUGUUGGAUACAUACUUAGCGGGGAUGCGCCCCAAGCCCAGAGAACUCCCACCUCUGGAAAGGAAAUUUUAUGGGUUAAUGUACUCAAUAGAUGUAAUUUAAUAAACUGGC
This is a messenger RNA of Condylura cristata (star-nosed mole), 5404 nucleotides long. It is a transcript of the gene TNFSF15, whose product is annotated as tumor necrosis factor (ligand) superfamily, member 15. Gene Ontology annotation, cellular component: membrane. Gene Ontology annotation, molecular function: tumor necrosis factor receptor binding. The record is from RefSeq and is a predicted model, not a curated record. The coding region runs from base 116 to 883 and encodes 255 amino acids. Lineage: Eukaryota; Metazoa; Chordata; Mammalia; Eulipotyphla; Talpidae. Gene Ontology annotation, biological process: immune response. The transcript is spliced from 4 exons.